This is a messenger RNA of Closterium sp. NIES-67, 3350 nucleotides long. NCBI's taxonomy places the organism in Eukaryota, Viridiplantae, Streptophyta, Zygnematophyceae, Desmidiales, Closteriaceae. The record is from the annotation of a GenBank genome assembly.
AUUUCCCGCUUGCACGAACCCAUCGUUGUGGCUGGCUCGUUGUGACUUCGAACUUCGAGAUCAACGACCGUCGUUAUGUCGCUCAGCACGGCAAGGAACUCGUUAAUCCUCUUAUGUUCCCAUUUUUCUACCCCUACCCUUUCGCGUUUCACCCGCUAGUCUCGCAUUCACCCUUCCUAGUGUCGCAUUCACCCGCUGGUGUCUCAUUCACCCCGCUGGUGUCGCAUUCACCCUUUCACGCACCAAUGGCAUCUGAUCGGCCAGGUUCUAAUCCGCAAUACUCGAUUCCUAUUGGCGGAGCGACAGGCGGGUUAGGAGGCCUGAGCCAGCCGCAUUACCGAGCCUACGACCGACCCUCGGCAAUGACGCUAGGCUCGGACUCGUCCCCCGUGGCGGACGCUAGGCUCGGAGACGCUAGGCUCGGCGUUUCCGCCUCGGCCGCGCACGGCGGGCCCCCGCCAAGCCCGGGACCCAGGCGGAAGCUGCAGCAGAAGUUUCUGGCGGACGUGGUUAAGUGGCUGGUGGGAUUCGUUAUUAUCACAUCCUUCUGUAGCCUCUUGUACGUUGGGUCGCUGACAGACGCCCUGAGAAAGGAAGACAUCACCACCUCGCCCCUCAUGUCCAGCAUCACCCACCACGAGAGCAUGCAGUCGGAGCAGAUGACGUCCCUCUCAGCCACGGUGGCCGAGAUCAACAACCGCACCAACGCUGCCCUGCACUCCCUCUCGCUCCUCCUCUCCCGCCUCGACCAGCAGCAAACCCACUCCCUCACUCUCGAAAACGAGCUCGCGGCUCUCACCACCGCCGCCACCACCCACCUCUCCGACCCGCCCCCCCUCUCGGCCUCCGCUCUCAACUCCCUCUUAGCUAAGCACUCCGGGCAGCUCUCGGCAAAUUCCGAAAAGCUGACCGAAAACUUCAAGAGGGAGCUCCUAGAUGAGGUGGUUUCAGUGAAGGAGGUGAUUCUAAGGGUGGCGGGGCCGGUGGCUCAAGCAGGGUUGAGACAGGAGCUGCAGGGAGAGCUUGAGAAAGUAACAAAGGGAGUGGUGGGAUCGGUGUCUGCAGCGGUGGGAGAGCAGAGCAAGGGGGUAGUUAUGGAACUUAGUAAAGUGCUGGGGGAGAGGAGCAAAGAGGCAGCGGCAGAAACGGCUAAGAUAGGGGAGAGGGUCGCUUCUGAAGCUGCAGCGGCGGCGGCUGCUGCUGUGGUGGCGAAAGUGGGGCAAGAGAUGGGCCUGAGACAGGGGGGGGGGGGGGAGCAGGGGGGGAUGCAGGGGGAGGGAGUUGGGGGGAGUGAUGGGAAGGAGCUGAAGUCCCUGCAUGAGUCUCUGCAGGUGUCGAUUAAGGAGGCUGCGGAGAGAGUGGCUGAGUUGGUGCGGCACGCCGAGCAGAUCAAGACCCACUUGGCCGCUGUGCCCUCUUCUGUUCCCGUGAACAGUGGCGUGAACAGUGCUGUGAACAGCGCGGUCGAGAGAUUGGAGCGGGUUGCUCGGCAGCUAGUGGAGAGAGGAGGAGGAGGAGGAGGAGGAGGGGAGAGGAGAGGGGGGAGGAAUGGCGGAGGAGGGGAGGAGGCAGAGAGAAUGAAGGGAGAGCUGGAGAGGAAGGACGAGAUCAUCUCCCAGCUGCAGGCACGGCUCUCAGCCACAGCUGGCCAUGGCGCAAUGGGGGCUGUGCGGGCCUCACAAGGCGCAUCACCCCAUGCUUUGCCCAGAUUCGGGGGCUACAGCUUCGUGCAUUUCAGCUCUCACAGGGUGGGGGAGGCGUCCUUCGCAGCAGUGGGGUUGGGGCUAAGGGCAGCUCGAGACCUGCGCCGCGCCAGCCACUGUGUAUGGAAACAAUCCAACCAAUCCUCGUCCACCUCAGCCUCAUCCGCCACGUCAGCGCCAUCGGCCCCGUCAUCAUUACCAGCAGAGGAAGCAGCAGUGACGGGAUCGCUCCGCAUCGUCUACCCGUCAGACAGCAGAGAGACGACCUACGAGACGGUCAUUCUACUCUGCUCGUUCCCCUCCCCUGUGCCUCCCGGUGAAGGGGGAACAAUCGCUGCUGUGGUGGACGAUGAGCCCAUCCCCCUGCUGCUACAAGGCAGCAGCAGCAGCAGCAGCAGAAGCUCCUCCGCUCCUCCCGCCGCCCUCCCCUUCCUUACCACCCUCUGUCUCCCCCCGCUCUACGGCCCCUCCAUCCUCCCCCGCUCUCUCCUCGAGUUCCUCCACUACCACCGCCUCUUUGGCGCCGACCACUCCACGCUCUACGACGCGGGCGGCGCCACGUCAGCAGUCCGCACCACGCUGGCCGCUGACGUGGCGCGGGGCCGCGUCGAGAUCAUCUCCCUCGACGGAAUCCAGCCGUUCAAUCCGUGGAACCACGGGCAAAUCCUGGCCCUCCAUGACUGCCUGUACCGCGCCCGAGUCUCCUCCCAGUGGGUGCUGUACCUCGACAUGGACGAUUUCCUCUACCUCCCUCCCUCCACCGUCCCGCUCCCCAUCCCUCCUCUCCAAGCCUUCCUCUCUCGCUUCCCCUCCCCUCCCUCCUCCCCCUCCUCCCCCUCCUCUUCCACUCCUGCCACUGAAGCCGCCACCACCACCAGCACCGCAUCUCACCCAGCAGCACCCACCCCACAGUCCCCCCCACCACCGGCAGUCAUCACCUUCGGGUCGCUCUGGUUCAGCGUCCGUCAGUGCCGGCCGCGCAUCGAGCACGAAGAGGAGGUGCUCGGCGUUCCCCAGUACGCGCACGAGUUCACAGACUACGAGGAGGCGAAGCAAGCACUCCUGCCGCAGUCAGCGGACGAGGCGUGGGGCGGGCAGCGGGAUGACGAGUUUCUGAUUGAGAGAUUCGUGUUCCACUGGCCCGACCCCGCGUGCCACAGCAACGGGGAGGGCGGGCGGUUUGUGAGUCCAAAGAUGUGCCUUGGGGAGCAGGGCCACCGCAAGUUCAUCGUUGACCCCAGGAAGGUGGACCGCAUGGGUGUGUUUGGGCCACAUAGCGAAGAUGCCCCCACCCUAUCGCUCCUCAACCUCUCGACCGAUGACUUCCUCCUACUGCACUACCGCGAGCUGGGGCUGGUGGCGGACCUGCACGUGUGCAACGAGACGGUGCGGGUGAGGGACAGCGUGGGGUGGUGGCACAACAGCACCACGUAUGCGCGGUCCGCGUGGCAGCUCAGGCAGAAGGUCCACUGCAGCUUCACGCAACAUGGGUGUGAAGACCCCACUCAUGAAGCCUUUUCACGUUCGUAGCUUGGAUUUCCCGGAUGAAUAUAGACGUAAUGUCAUAGCAUAUGUUUUUUGUUAAAAGAAGCCAUUAGAUGGUAAAUUAUCCCAGAUUUGAGAGCUCAUAAGCCGUUUCACUAUACU